Molecule: messenger RNA, 1669 nt
Organism: Musca domestica (house fly)
Lineage: Eukaryota; Metazoa; Arthropoda; Insecta; Diptera; Muscidae
Exons: 3
Coding region: 446-1606 (386 amino acids)
Biological process (GO): regulation of transcription by RNA polymerase II
Cellular component (GO): nucleus; transcription regulator complex
Molecular function (GO): DNA binding
Source: RefSeq, a predicted model, not a curated record
AGAAUUUGCUGCUGCCGGUGACGAUGCCGCUUGAUGUUGCCCUGGCUGUGACAAAAUAUUCAAUACCAAGUCACUCAUACGUGCACGCAUCUAAAGUGCCACGAGUUUUAAAUGCUAUAAUUCUCCCAACUCUGGCCAUUGCAUUUCUUCUUCUGCAUACAACACACAUUUUUGUGUGUAAACCACGUACAGAAGGCAAUGAAGCAAAGAGCGCUGAGUGAACACAACAAUCCUCUUCACCAAACAAUAACAAAGCCAAAGACAGACAUGUCUCUCGCUGCUCUAAACAUUUAAUGAGGACGCGAUAGAGAGAGUAAGAGAGCAUUUCGUCGGUCUGUUUAUUUUCGCCUUGUUUUUCGUUUUGUAUUUAGAUUGGCGGGUAUGUGUAUAUACGAGUGUGCAACUGGCCGUUGUGAGUUCAGUUUAACGAAAAAUAUCCAAGGCAAUGGAUGUACUGCGUUUAAUUGAGGAAGUUCGUCAGCGACCAGCGUUGUGGGACACAACAAUGGGGGAGAGAAAACGGCGUCCUUAUAUAUACGGAUUGUGGCAAGAAGUUGCGAAAGCUGUUGGCAGUGAUGCCGAAAAAUGCAAACAGAAAUGGAAGAAUUUUCGCGAUACCUAUCAUUCUGAGGUUAGACGUGUCGAACGACAAAUAAUGAGACACAAACUAAUGGGCAAGUAUGAUCCGAACCACGACUACCGAAGUAAAUGGGCCUACAUGGAGGCAAUGAGUUUUAUAACUAAAUGCAGGCGACCGUAUAAGUCAUCGGGUGGCGAAAACGAGUGCACAAGUUCCAAUGACGAGAAUCCAGUAAGCAACUCCACAACUGGUAUACGUCGAUCACAGCGAAGAGUUGGAGAGAGUAUCGACAAUGCAACUUCGUCAGCCAUUGGCAGUAUGGAUGAUGGCGAAGAUGAUGAUGACGAAGACGAUGCCGAUAUGCUAUUUGAGGAAUUUCAAAGUAUUGCCACACCACAGGCAGCUAGACGUUUGUCAGCUACGUUAUCGCUAACGAACUCACUUGAGCAGACACUCUCGAAUAGUUCGGUAGAAGCACCAGACACCAAGUUAUUGAUGGAACCCAGCACAUCCACAGCCGCGAAUGGCCCAAGAAAAGACUGUUGCAAAACGGCAACACAAGCUCACAGUGAGGAUCGUGUACAUUUUCUGGAAGAUCUCGAAAAACAAGAACAGCAACUUAUUAAAUCCACCAAACAUGACAUCAGUCGAGCUCUCAGUCACAUUGGCGACUCGGAUUAUAAUUUUCUGGUUAGUUUUUUGCCGCACAUGAAGAAAAUGACAGAUUUACAAAAUCUACAAUUUCGCGGACGAAUGUGUGACUUGGUGUUGACAUCAUUGGCGCCCAAUGCAGCUCAACAUAAUUCGGCAGCAUCACUACCAUUGCAACCACAAUUGGCGCCCAAUGUGGCUCAAGACUAUUCUUCAGCACCAGCAUCACUACCAUUGCAACCAACAGCCAGCAUUAUUAAAGUGGAGUGUAUUAAUAAUAAAAUCCAAGCUUCAGAACAUCCAGAAUCGCCAACCAGUCAGGAUGCAAAUGCAGCCAAUGGUAAUGAAAUUGACAACGAACUGGAGUUCUUUUGAAAUGCAUUGAUGACUGAAUGUAUUUUUUUAAUACUAAACUAAAGUAAAUUUAUGAUUUUUAUA